GAGCGCCGCGCGCAGAGCACACGCUCGCGCUCCAGCUCCCCUCCCUGGCCGUUCAUGACCACGCGCUCUGAGCUCAGCCCCGCCACCCCCGCCGCCCCGCCGCCCGCCGCCGCGAGGGCCCCCCGAGGGAAGGAAGGCAGGCGCGGCCGUGAGUCCCGCGGAAUCCGCACCCCCCGGCCCGCAACCGGCUGCCCGGCCCGGCUGGCACCAUGCUGCCCGCGCGCUGCGCCCGCCUGCUCACGCCCCACUUGCUGCUCGUGUUGGUGCAGCUGUCCCUAGCUCGCGGCCACCGCACCACGGGCCCCAGGUUCCUCAUAAGCGACCGUGACCCUCAGUGCAACCUCCACUGCUCCAGGACUCAACCCAAACCCAUCUGUGCCUCUGACGGCAGGUCCUAUGAGUCCAUGUGUGAGUACCAGCGAGCCAAGUGCAGAGACCCUACCCUGGGUGUGGUACAUCGAGGCAGAUGCAAAGACGCUGGCCAGAGCAAGUGUCGCCUGGAGCGGGCUCAGGCCCUGGAGCAAGCCAAGAAGCCGCAGGAGGCGGUGUUUGUCCCAGAGUGCAGUGAAGACGGCUCCUUUACCCAGGUGCAGUGCCAUACUUACACAGGGUACUGCUGGUGUGUCACCCCAGAUGGGAAGCCCAUCAGUGGCUCUUCUGUGCAGAAUAAAACUCCUGUAUGUUCAGGUUCAGUCACUGACAAGCCCUUGAGCCAGGGUAACUCAGGAAGGAAAGAUGACGGGUCGAAGCCGACACCCACGAUGGAAACUCAACCCGUGUUCGAUGGAGAUGAAAUUACAGCCCCUACUCUAUGGAUUAAGCACUUGGUAAUCAAGGACUCCAAACUGAACAACACCAAUGUAAGGAAUUCAGAGAAAGUCCAUUCGUGUGACCAGGAGAGGCAGAGCGCCCUGGAAGAGGCCCGGCAGAAUCCCCGGGAGGGCAUUGUCAUCCCCGAGUGUGCCCCCGGGGGGCUCUACAAGCCUGUGCAGUGCCACCAGUCCACUGGCUACUGCUGGUGUGUGCUGGUGGACACGGGGCGCCCGCUGCCCGGAACCUCCACGCGCUACGUGAUGCCCAGUUGUGAGAGCGAUGCCAGGGCCAAGAGUGCGGAGGUGGACGAUCCCUUCAAGGACAGGGAGCUGCCAGGCUGUCCAGAAGGGAAGAAGAUGGAAUUUAUCACCAGCCUACUGGAUGCCCUCACCACUGACAUGGUGCAGGCCAUUAACUCAGCAGCGCCUACUGGAGGUGGGAGGUUUUCAGAACCGGACCCCAGCCACACCCUGGAGGAGCGCGUGGUGCACUGGUACUUCAGCCAGCUGGAUAGCAAUAGCAGCAAUGACAUCAACAAGCGGGAGAUGAAGCCCUUCAAGCGCUACGUGAAGAAGAAAGCCAAGCCCAAGAAGUGUGCCCGGCGUUUCACUGACUACUGUGACCUGAACAAGGACAAGGUCAUCUCACUGCCCGAGCUGAAGGGCUGCCUGGGUGUCAGCAAAGAAGCAGGACGCCUCGUCUAAGGAGCGGAAAACCAAAGGGCAGGUGGAGAGACCAGGGAGGCAGGAUGGACCACCCAACACCUAACCUUCACCAGCUCCCCCGGCCCGGCCACAUCCCGUGUAACAUAAGUGGUGCCCCCCGUGUUUGCACUUUUGAUAACUCUCAUUUGCAUGUUUUCUUUUUGGUUUCAUUUUUAAACACCAGUAUCUCAUACCACAGUGGGAAAAGGAAAGGGAAAAAGACUGUUUAUUCUCUAUCUUAUUGUAAGUUUUUGGAUCUGCUACUGACAACUUUGAGGGGGUUUUUUUUGGUGGGGGGUGGGUGGGUGGGUGUUUGUUGCUGGGACUGAGAAGAAAGAGAUUUAUAUACUGUACAUAAAUAUAUAUGUAAAUUGUAUAGUUCUUUUGUACAGGUGUUGGCAUUUUGCUGUUUGUUUAUUCCUCCCCCCAACCCCACCCUCGUUGUGGGGGCUCCGGACACACAGCCCAGCUUUCUAGAACCCAGGACUGUAUCCCUAGCCCACCUGGAUCCCAUUUGGA
Messenger RNA from Odobenus rosmarus divergens (Pacific walrus), 2036 nucleotides. It is a transcript of the gene SMOC1, whose product is annotated as SPARC related modular calcium binding 1. Lineage: Eukaryota; Metazoa; Chordata; Mammalia; Carnivora; Odobenidae. Gene Ontology annotation, biological process: extracellular matrix organization. The coding region runs from base 210 to 1517 and encodes 435 amino acids. Gene Ontology annotation, cellular component: basement membrane. The record is from RefSeq and is a predicted model, not a curated record. The transcript has 12 exons. Gene Ontology annotation, molecular function: calcium ion binding; extracellular matrix binding; protein binding.